Messenger RNA from Condylura cristata (star-nosed mole), 2101 nucleotides. It is a transcript of the gene PNMA8B, whose product is annotated as paraneoplastic Ma antigen family-like 2. NCBI's taxonomy places the organism in Eukaryota, Metazoa, Chordata, Mammalia, Eulipotyphla, Talpidae. The record is from RefSeq and is a predicted model, not a curated record.
AGCAGACAGGUAACCCGCUGCGGACUGUAGGCCAGUCCAAGUGAGAGGGUCUCGUCAAAGGCCGCUGCGUCCGCCGGCCCGAAGCUUCAGGAGCCCCUAAGUGCCAGCCGGGCCACAUUCACCAGAACCUGAACGCUAAGACGUGUGCUGCUGUCCCUGGGGCUUUGGAACCCACCGGACAACCUAUGUCCGCCUGGGGGUUCCCUGUGCCCAACGAUCUAUUAGGGGCUCCAGCGGUGGACCAUGGCCUUGAGCCUUCUGCGGGACUGGUGCAGGGGGCUGGAGGUGGACACGUUGGUUACUGGGAUCCCCGAGGGCCUGGAGCCCGGGGCCAUCCAAGCCUUCCUGCAGCGGGUUUUGCUGUCUCGCGGAACACCAGCACUUGAGCCACGGGAUGGCCAGGCCGCCCUGGUGUAGUUUGUGGAGGACAUGAUCCCCAGGGAGAUCCUGAGGGAGGAUGGCGUCUGGAGGGUUCUGUGCCGAAAGUGCGCAGAGGACUCCAGGGUGUUGGGGCAGUGCUUGCUGCUGGAGACCCAGGCCCAGGCAUUGCAGCAGGUGGCCAGGAGGGCCGUAGGGUGGCAGAAACUGGGCUGGAGGCAACAGGUUGGCAGGAGUCCAGGACUCUUCAAGGGGAGCCUGGGCAUCUUGAUCCAGGAGGUGGACCGGGAGGACUUGGGCUGGGAGGAGCAGAGCACGCUGGACGCCAUGCUGCAGGCCUUCGUCAGGGAGCUUGAGAAGUGGGUCUUCCAGCGGGAGGCGGGUGCCGGCGAAGGUCCCCGCGAGUUCUUGGCCCUGGUGACGGUGAGGGACAAAGCCGAGAAAGAGGAACAGCUGAAUGAAGAAGAACAGAGCAGCCUCCCAGAAUUAGUGACCCUGCUUGCAGUGAGGGAGCCCACAGACAGCGACGCUUCAGAGAGCGGGCAGGAAAACGGGAGCCUAGAAAAAGAGAUGGACACCCCUGAGUUUGUGGCCUUUGCGGCUUGUACGGACUCCUCUGCCCCCAUCUGCCGUGAGAUGUUAAAAAUAGCUUCUGUGAUUAAGUCUCUGGGCUGGAGAGACAAAAACGACAGCAAGGAUGUCCUUCCCGGGCUCAUGUCCUUGGACUUCUCCGCUCACGCGUGAAGGUGGACAAGGCAGGUCGGGGAGGUGGAAGCUGUGGUCCUGAAGGCCAAGGACGUCGGGAACCUUCUGGAGUGUCUUUCUACCUUGGCUGAGCUGGAGCUGCCUCCGGGGCUGGGUGGACGACAAGGACGCGGCCGGGGUCUCCUGGGGGAAGAAGGGAAGGGGCUCGUGGCGCUCCUGGUCGCCCUGGACGUGGCAGGUGUAUUGGCUGAGGAGAAGGAAAACGCCCCGCAGCGGGGAUACUCGGGAGGCAACCUGGGGGAGGUCUUGGCGCCCCUCGCUGCGCUGGAGAACUUGGAGUCAGGGAAGGGCUCGAGGCGCCUCCGGGAGAAUCCGAAGAGGCGUCUGAGGACUCGGGGAGCGCGGCGAGUCCCGGGACCGGCGUCCUGGGAGCCGCGGGCCACGCGGGCGCGCACCUCCUCCAGGGCCCCUGGUCAGGCCGGCGCCACUCGAGAAACCCGAGCGGGAGGUCGUGGCCUCGGGGACCGGCGCACUCGCGAGAGGAAAGCCGGGAACCCGCCGCGGAAAGCCAGAAAAAGGGCUCGGCGCAGCAGGAGGCGGCCCCCCAAGUGUCGCUAGGGGAACCCGAGCCCACGAGGCGGCAGAGCUCAGCCGCAACCUCCCGCCGGCUCCCUGCUCCCUCGGGUAGAGGCGACUCCCCGCUGCGCUGCACACGGAAGGACUUGCAACCAUGAGGGAAGAAAACACAAAAGGAACCCUGGGGGGGCCCAGUGUUGGUGUCGGGGUGGGGGGGGGUCAGACCAGGCGGCUUGGCGCAGGGUGCCCCCACCCCUCCUUAGCCCUGCAGAGCCAGCUAGUUUUUCUGGUUCCGAAGGUUUCAGACCCGCCUCUGCCCGGGACAGCCUUGCCCACCCAUCUGUGGGUGACAGCCAGGAGGUGAUGGGGGCUGGGCAUCAGAGAGGCUCUUCCAGCCUCCCUGGGGGAGAUAAUGCCAGAAAGGGAAACUUGAGGGGGGCUG